Gymnodraco acuticeps is the source of this 3168-nucleotide messenger RNA. It is a transcript of the gene lrp11, whose product is annotated as low density lipoprotein receptor-related protein 11. NCBI's taxonomy places the organism in Eukaryota, Metazoa, Chordata, Actinopteri, Perciformes, Bathydraconidae. The record is from RefSeq and is a predicted model, not a curated record. Bases 203 to 1900 code for a protein of 565 amino acids. The transcript is spliced from 9 exons. Gene Ontology annotation, molecular function: protein binding; serine-type endopeptidase inhibitor activity.
UGGUCUCGCGGCCGUCUCCCCCUUCACCAUGACAACGACAGAUUUCUAGCAUCGUCAUCAGAGAACAACCGUAGGCGCGUUUGCUCAGGAUUUAAAGACGAAUAUUAUGUACAAAUAUUAUGUACAAAUAUCGUUAAUUUACGGAUAAUUAUUUAAUGUAGGAAGGUUGUUUUUCUGUGUGGAUGUGUCGGAGAGCAGGUGGAUGCAGAAGAGGGUGUUUAACUGCGUGACCAACAUGGCUCUUCUUCAGCAUCCCCGCCUGCUGCUAGCUUGUUUCGUUGUGUUGUUGACCGCAGCCCGACCAACUGACGCUCGGUCUUUGCCAAUAUCGGAUCUAAAAUCCAAGAUAUCCAGCGUGGAGGAUCUCCUGGAGGAGUUCCGCAAGCAGCUGCAGCAGGACCAGACGUACAAGGCAGCAGGCGAUGUGGUUGACUCCUGUGUGGGCGACUUCAACGCCGUAGGGGAGCGCAUCAUCCGAGCCAAGGCCUCCAUCGAGCAGGGGGCCACCUUCCUGCUGGCCCCGGACAGGGUGUUCUCCUGGAGGGACUGUCUGCACGCCUGCUGCUCCCAGCCGCACUGCACCGUGGCGGUGGUUCAGCAGGACCUGAGGCAGCCCGGGGACAGUCUCAGCUGCUACCUGUUCAACUGCACAUACAGGAAUAAAAAUGUCUGCUCCUUCGCUCCUCAGCAGGGCUUCACCACAUACAGCCGGAAUCCCAACAACACGCAGGAACAACUCCCUGUUUCCCCCGGCAGCCCCGCGAGGAGGCCCGGGGAGGGACAUCCAGAAGAGGAGAAUACACAAGCAGAUGAGCCCCCCCGCAGUGAUGCUGGACAGGAUGUGGUGAUCCAGCUGCCCACAGACUGGGCCGUCCUGGAUGGGCGGGACAGCGUGGACGACCACAGGAUCAGCUACUACGAGUGGACUCUCGUUAAGGGAGACACUGCCAUCAAUAUGAAGGCGACUCAUCCUGGGCUGUUGAAGAUCAGCGGUCUGCAGGAGGGCGUAUACUCCUUCCAGAUGACUGUCACAGACACAGCGGGACAGAAGAGCUCUGACAACGUCUCCGUCACUGUGCUGGCACCAAAACACCAAGCAGAAGUGUGCACGGGUUCCUGUUCAAAGUACCAGUUUAAGUGUGAUGACGGCUGCUGUAUUGACAUCACCUACGCCUGUGACGGGAAGCAGCACUGUACCGACCGCUCGGACGAAGACUUCUGCCCAAAAUUUGAAAGCAACAGGAAGUCGGUGACCCACCCUGCUGAUGAGUCAAACCGUCCUGCAGCGCAGACGGAGGAGACAGGGGACGGCUCCAUGCUGCAGUUAGGGCUCGGAAAGACCAUCGAGAACGUCCCACCUCCUAUGGACAGGAGCUACGCCGGUCCCCCACAAAGUCCCGGUCAGCAGGAGGCUCCGGUCGGCCAAGAUCCAUGUGCUGCAGCUCCAGUUGUCGGACCCUGUAAAGGCACCUUUCCACGCUGGUACUACGACCACAAUGGGGGAGAAUGCAAACACUUCCUGUACGGCGGUUGCCAGGGCAACCAUAACAAUUUCCUCCAGGAAUCUGACUGCGUCAGCGAAUGUAUACAAAAAGGCCCGGCUUUCAAACCGGCAACUGCAGCUCCACCAAUCACCAAACCGACUGAGAUAGCUGCCCCUAAAGUCUCUCAGAGCCAACCAGAGAGCAGCUUCCCCAUCGCCAAACCAUUUCCAGUACGAGGAGGGCAUCCACCACCUGAGUCAGGUGCGAUCCUGCCUCUGGCUCUCGGCCUCAUCAUCACCUCUCUGCUGCUGCUCAUGAUCGGCUGUCGACUCAGACUCGUUCGACACAAGAUUAAGAAAACCCGCCCCCUUACCACAGAGGAGUCAGAUUACCUCAUCAACGGCAUGUACCUGUAGCCAAUCAGCAAACACGUGAGAUCUGAGAAACAGUGGGUGUUGUUGUCUGAGCCUGGACUUUUUGAUUUUGCUCUCCCAACUCUCUUCUGUUUCUGAACCUCCCCGCACAGACUGAACCCUUCUGACUUGGUAAACUGAUAGAUGCUCCCUUCAAAGCCACAUAUUCAGAUGCUUGUCAUUCAUACUUACGUCUUAAGAAAUAUCUGCGAUGGAAGAGCUCGUAUUUAGAUACUGAUAUACAGCUGUCUGCAUUACCCCCAAUGACUUCUGGGAUACAUGCAGUACAAGAGUCUUGGGGUGUUUCUCAAUGUCAAGGACGCUUCCUUAGUAGGACAUGUCUUCCGAGUCACUUGCUUCAGAAGUUAGGCAAGAAUCCUUCCUGGCAUUCGGAAAACGAAGAAUGGAACAGGCGAGCAAGUGUCCAGGUGUGCUCAUAUGAGGCCCCGUCUUACAUUCUCCGCAACAGAUUUUGGGAAAUUGGUCCGUGCGCAAAGCAUUGUGGGGAUUUUAAGACCUUGGAGGAUACACAUCUCGGUAGAAUUCCAAGGAGCUUGGCCAUUGGAACAGUCCUUCGGCGGGUCUCGAUGACGUAGCAUCCUUGAAAUAGUGGCUCUGGAGCAUCCUUCCUUGACAUUGAGAAACACCCUUGGUCCCCUUUUUGAACAUGUAUUUUAUUCCUCCAAAAAUCAGCUGAAUAUCAAACAUAUCAACAAUGCAUCCCAUCUACUGCUACACACAUGCAUGCCGUAUUUCUGCCACUGGAUGGCACCAAUGUGGCAUGUUAGUGGUGAGGAUGUUACCGUUAUUUCACUUGCCAGAAGCCACACAUGUAACACAUUGGAGUGCCUGAUAUAGUGCGCUUUUUUGACUGCUUAACAAUCAGCCACAACUUUUUCCUUAAGCCAUAGCAAGUUGGUCAAAAUCUAUUUCUUUGUAAGUUUUGUUGUAUAUUGUUCUUUAAAAAACAAACUUGUGUGUUGGGGAAUAAUUGGCCCUGCAUGUCCUCCUUCGCCCUCUGACGCAGCUGACCAACCCUGAGCAGCCGCUAUCUCCCGUAAGGAGGGGCUGCCCUAGCAUUUAGUUGAUGUUACCAGUUUGUGACCGGGCAACUCUCGGUCAGAGAUAGUUAUUGUUGUGGGACACCUGGAACACAUCCUUCUCGGGGUGUAGAUGACCCCGAGCCAUAAGCGACAACAAAUGUGAUUCAGUGUCCUCAGCUGUUUAGUCUAUCUAUUGAAGAAUGUGGAUUAUUCCACUUUGAACUCGUU